Actinia tenebrosa (Australian red waratah sea anemone) is the source of this 1968-nucleotide messenger RNA. RefSeq lists its product as uncharacterized. NCBI's taxonomy places the organism in Eukaryota, Metazoa, Cnidaria, Anthozoa, Actiniaria, Actiniidae. The record is from RefSeq and is a predicted model, not a curated record. Gene Ontology annotation, molecular function: GDP-dissociation inhibitor activity; G-protein alpha-subunit binding. Gene Ontology annotation, cellular component: cell cortex. Gene Ontology annotation, biological process: establishment of mitotic spindle orientation.
GGAGAUUCUCUACAGCUUCGUAAAUGUAGCUAAUCUGCAUUUUGCUUCAAUUUUAAUAAAUAUUCAAGCUGUGUCUUCGAGCUUCACGCUUAAAUGUUUUUUUCUGAUGCUUACCGCAAUAUGCGUCUGGAAACACCUUCAAAACAUUUCAAGCGAUAACUCUCUUAAUAAUAUUAGUUAUUAGACUUUCAUAUUGGAGAAAUUCCUAUUCCUGGAGAAAAAUAUGAAUGAAUUAAAAAAUAUAUUAAGUUUAGCCUGUCUAGACACAGAUUGAGAAUGCGCACAUCGUUUCACCAGUUAAUGACGUAUUGUUUUUGCGACGCAGAAGGGAACGGGGAACCCUCUUCAAAAUGAAAGUCCAAGCGAAGACUAAGACCAUGAAUUAUUCGAAGAUGUAAGAAGCUGUGGCUGUCGUUUGUUCAACAUUCUUUUUGUCUUUUAUUAGCUGGUGACAACUCAAGGUGGCGUUUGAAGUAAAAACUAGUAGCUGAAUAUUUCGCUAUUCUGCCGACUCGAGCCGACAAACAAUCCUGAACGUUCGAAGAGCGAUUGGACGCUUCUUGAAACGAAGGAAAAAUAUUCUAUCUGCAGGUCCUGGCAGGGAUGCUGUACCUAGGGAAUACGAAAAUCUCGUCUGGCUCUCUGUAUACAUCAAACAUCGAGAGACCAGCUCUAAUUUGGAACUUURACCUUUUUCGGUCAUAUGGAAACGGUCGUUUAACGAUCGUUUGCGAUCCUUACACUCCAAUGAGCUCCACGAUACUGCGAUCGUUCUCGAUCGUUUAUGUUCGUUUUCGAUUAUAAGGAAACCAGGCUUUAACGAAACGCCUUCCAUUAUGGCCAGUGGCUUAACUUUAGGAGACAUACUAUGAUUAGAAUAUUGCAGGUAUGGCCAGUGCUCCAGCAGACCCAAUCGAGAUAUUGCGAUCUUCAAAAGAGAAGAAUAAUUACACGAGACUAACAAGACUCUUGAUAGCAGGAGGAACGGUUAUCUUAAGAGAAUUAUUGGACAACAUAAUCCCUCCCCACCAUUUUCCACAUGUAUUGUUGUUCCCAAAAGUACAUAGAACAUUGAAAAGGCUGAAAAAGAAACGUAUAAUAACUUCUGAGCAGUGGAAAUCUCUUUUCCCAACCGACACUUCUUGUGGAAAAUCUACUGAUUUUGAUAUAACUUUGAUAUUCAAACUGCUGAGAGAAUUAUGUUGCUUGACUCCACCACCAAAAGGAUGGGACGAGCUUCCUGCUGACGACAAAGAUUUGACUUUACCAGCCGAUCUAGCGAGGAUCAAGAAUUAUCGGAAUGCUGUUUACGCUCAUAAAGUCAAAAUAGAGCUGGAUGACAGUGAGUUCCAAGACCUUUGGAAACGCAUUAAAGAUGCUUUACUGAGAAUUGUCAAUCAUUAUAACAGUUCUAACCCAUCUGCUGUAUUAAAAUGGAAGACAGCGAUCGAAAAGCUCCUGACAGAUCCUCUAGACAUCAAGAAAAGUCAUGAAGAGAACGAGAAGUUAAAGAUUUGGUGCAUUAAUGAUCCUAAUGUUCCGAAUUCAGAUUUAAAAGAUGACAAUGCGAGAUUGAAAAAUCAAGUAACUCGCGAUCGGUUGGAGUCUUCUUUAGUCAAUGUCUAUUGCACUUGGAGGUCGAUAAUGCAAGAGGAGACAGAUGGUCCUGUAGGUGCUUUCAUAAUCCUCUGCCACAAAAAUGAUCCAGAAUCUCUGAUCAACAUGAUAAGUGAUGCAUUACCAGAUGGACUGGUGRUAAAAUAUAUUGUGGCAGGAUCUAUUGUUUUGCAGCUAACAUCUACCUCAGAUGAAGCUCUGAAUGAGUUAGUCAUUGUGCUCACAGAUACAAAGUUGGAAGUUCUGAAAGAAAAAUACACCUAUGUUCCAAACAAGACUGAAGUUCUUUUUGAAGCAGAAGAAUUUACUUUAAUGGUCAUUUGUUUAAUCUUUUUUGGCAAUCGUAUUUAG